Messenger RNA from Paramecium octaurelia, 896 nucleotides. NCBI's taxonomy places the organism in Eukaryota, Ciliophora, Oligohymenophorea, Peniculida, Parameciidae. The record is from the annotation of a GenBank genome assembly.
UGAUGUUAUCAAAGAAUGGUCAUUUAAAAUUAAUCGACUUUGGUACUUCUAUGGUAGUUCAUGAGAACAAAGUGCCUACUGAAUUUUUGCAGAAAUACAAAUAAAUAAAAUCCUCAUUCUAGAUAUAAGAAGGAUCAUUCAUUAAUAGAGCCUCUUUCGUUGGAACAGCCGAAUAUGUUUCACCAGAAAUGCUAGAAGAAGAACCUUGCGAAUACGCUGUAGAUUUAUGGGCUUUAGGCAUCAUAUGUUUUAAAAUGUUUACAGGUGUUACUCCGUUUAAUGAUAGUACCUAAUACUUAGUAUUUUAAAAUGUGAAAAAUGCUUAAUUAAGAAUACCAGACAGCAUACCAAAAGUCGCUGCUGAUUUGAUCUAAAAAAUUCUAGUUAGAAAACCCUCAGAUAGAUUAGGUAGCUAAUCUAUGAAUGAUCUUAAAUCUCAUCCAUUUUUUAAAGGAAUUUAAUGGGAUAAGUUAUUCCAAAUGCAACCACCAUAACCAAAGGUUGUAUCUGUUAAAUCUGUUGAAAAAUCAAUUGACCCAGAUUUAGAAUUGGGAAGAAAAAGAAAAUCGAAACUUAAAUUUUAUGGGGUUGUUCAAUACAAAAUUGGAUGGUUUAUUUAUAGACCAUUAGAUUUAGUAUUAAUUGAAGGUAAAGAAUAUAUGAAAUUGGCUCUAUAUGAUCCAGAAACAGAAAAAUGCUAAUUUAAAAUAAAAUUAGUGGAAGGAGUAUCGGUUUUUAGUCCGAAGAAAGGAUACAUGGUAAUUAAAGAUCAAAAUAAUAAAAAAUUCUAAAUAAAGGAGGUUGAACAUUCAAUUGACAAGUGGUUAGAGGUUAUUGAGAAAUCUAGAAAAAAUCUGAUUAAAAAGAAAGAAAAAAGGCAAGAAAAACCAUUAUGA